This is a messenger RNA of Echinostoma caproni, 630 nucleotides long. NCBI's taxonomy places the organism in Eukaryota, Metazoa, Platyhelminthes, Trematoda, Plagiorchiida, Echinostomatidae. The record is from the annotation of a GenBank genome assembly.
AUGGAUUUCCAACACAGAGUCGGUGGCAAAACUGGCUCUGGUGGUGUUGCCUCAGAAUCGGAGGCCAAUCGUGACAGGCGCGAAAGGCUGAGACAGUUGGCUUUGGAUACAAUCGAUUUAAAUAAGGACCCAUAUUUCAUGAAAAACCAUUUGGGCACAUACGAAUGCAAAUUAUGUCUUACACUGCAUAACAAUGAAGGAAGCUACCUGGCACAUACACAAGGUAAAAAGCAUCAGUACAAUUUACAGAGACGUGCCGUUGAACAAGCCAGAGAAGCUCCUGCCACCAUGCAACCAGAAAGGGUGAAGGUGGAGCCGAAAAAAUUCAUCAAAAUCGGUCGGCCUGGUUACAAGGUCACCAAGCAAAAAGACCCGGAAACUGGUCAACAGUCCAUGUUAUUCCAAAUCGAUUAUCCCGAAAUCGCGGACUCAGCCGGUGUUCUUCCUCGGCAUAGAUUCAUGUCUGCCUACGAACAACGGGUCGAACCUCCUGAUCGUAAAUGGCAGUAUUUACUUUUCGCUGCAGAGCCUUAUGAAACGAUUGCCUUCAAAAUCCCCAGUCGUGAAGUGGACAAGGAUCCGAAAAAGUUAUGGACCUACUGGAACCCAUCUGUUAAACAGUUCUUUUUG